Ciona intestinalis (vase tunicate) is the source of this 2172-nucleotide messenger RNA. NCBI's taxonomy places the organism in Eukaryota, Metazoa, Chordata, Ascidiacea, Phlebobranchia, Cionidae. The record is from RefSeq and is a predicted model, not a curated record.
UGGUAUUUAGGAACAUAUUUUGCAAUAGUUAUGGACACAAAAGAUGAAAGCAGAAAAAAUCGUUUGGAAAUUAUUUCAAGACAUAUAGGAAAAAAUGGAAAUGGUUCUAAGGUAUAUACUGAACCGUGUUCGGCUGAAAACACAAAUAUCGUGAGACCGGGUACUCGUAGCAUUCCAAGAAGAAGAGAAGAGUUAUUAAAGUGGGGAGGAUGGGGUUAUAAUGACUCGAUGUUUAAACUCAAUGAAAAAGGCAGUAUAUGCUUCACUGGCUCAAGGUACAAACUCAGUGGGCUCGUUAUGCCUGAACUGCGUCCCUGGAUGGAAUCAACGAUAGGUAUUCAUGUUAAACAAAGAUCUGAAGCUGUCGCGGAAAUCGAUUUAUCAAAAAUGCCGAAACCGAUUUUGAACGAAGGGUUUAUGAAGGAUGUUCACCAAACUGGGAUGGAGGUGUCGUCUGAUUCAAUGGAUAGACUUGUUCGUUCGCAUGGCCACACACUUGAGGAGUUGUUCUUACUAAGAAAGGGAGAGUUUAACGCACGAGUACCUGAUCUUAUUGUAUUCCCUCGUAAUCAUGACGAUGUUGUAAAACUUGUAUCUGCUGCUGUACGCCAUAAUGUUUGCUUGAUCCCUAUUGGUGGAGGAACCACUGUCACCCUUGCACUUGCUUGUCCUGAGAAUGAAUCUCGUUGCAUAGCAACCGUGGAUAUGACGCAGAUGAACCAAAUAUUGUGGGUGGAUGAAAAAAAUCUAUUGGCUAGAAUUGAAGCGGGAAUUAUUGGACAAGAUUUGGAGCGUGACUUGGCAGCCAUGGGUUUAUGUACGGGACACGAACCCGACUCCAUGGAGUUCAGUUCACUUGGUGGUUGGGUGGCUACAAGAGCUUCUGGCAUGAAGAAGAAUGUAUAUGGUAACAUAGAAGAUCUCCUUGUUCAUGUGAAGAUGGUUACACCACGUGGGGUGCUUGAGAAGAACUGCAUGGUACCUAGAAUGUCAGCUGGACCUGACCUGCACCAGUUUAUUCUCGGAUCAGAAGGUACUCUUGGAAUAAUUACUGAAGUUACUUUGCGUGUACGCCCGUUACCUGAAUGCCAAAGAUACGGUUCAAUUGUGUUUCCUGAUUUCAAACACGGUGUAGACUGUUUAAGAGAAAUUGCGUUAAAGCGUUGUGCGCCCGCCUCUAUAAGACUGAUGGACAAUGAACAGUUUAGAUUUGGACAAGCUCUUAAACCACAGGCUGAUGGAAUUUUCUCUUCAUUUAUUGAUGGAAUGAAAAAGUUUUAUGUCACGAAAAUUAAAGGUUAUGAUCCUUCCCAUAUGUGUGUGGCCACCUUGUUGUUUGAAGGGGAUGCUGUCAGUGUUGCGCAACAAGAAAAAGUUGUGUAUGAGAUUGCUGCUAAACAUGGGGGAAUGUCGGCUGGGGAAGAAAAUGGUCAACGCGGGUAUAUGUUGACUUUUGUGAUCGCUUAUCUCAGAGACUGUGGUUUAGAUUACGAAGUGGUAAGCGAAUCGUUCGAAACAUCUGUACCAUGGGAUAGGGUUGCGGAUCUAUGUCGCAAUGUAAAGGAUAGAAUCCAACAUGAGUGCAAAAAUCAAGGGGUUCGAUACCCUACACUGAGCACAUGCAGAGUCACACAGACAUAUGAUGCGGGCGCAUGCGUUUAUUUUUACCUAGGAUUCAAGUACCGUGGCAUUGCCGAUCCCGUUAACGCGUACCUAGCUGUUGAAAACGCAGCUCGGGACGAAAUUCUCUCCAACGGGGGCAGUAUUUCCCACCACCAUGGGGUAGGGAAGUUACGUAAGCAAUAUAUGUCUCGUACAGUUACCCCAGCUGGCAUAGGGACUGUAAAGUCCGUUAAGGAGUAUCUGGACCCUAGAAAUAUAUUCGGUUCUGGAAAUAUUGUCGAUUAAAUCGAAAAUGGAAAAGAUUGUCGAAUUGAUCCAAAAAUGAAAUGCAAUUACUUUGUACCCAGUUCUAUUCGUAAUUUUGUGCGUUAUUUGUGAGUGUGUGUCAUUUUGCCAACUGGCGUAUGAACCCGUUAGUAACCAUGCUAGCUUAAUCAUGUAUAAGUUCCGGGUAACGCUAUGCAGUAAUGUGUUGAACACUUUAUCAAUGAAAUUGCACCCAUAACUAAUUAUUAAUAUACUCAAAUAAAUUGUGGUAUGUGUAACUUA